Messenger RNA from Leptinotarsa decemlineata (Colorado potato beetle), 1105 nucleotides. It is a transcript of the gene Zip99C, whose product is annotated as Zinc transporter Zip99C. Gene Ontology annotation, cellular component: membrane. Gene Ontology annotation, molecular function: zinc ion transmembrane transporter activity. NCBI's taxonomy places the organism in Eukaryota, Metazoa, Arthropoda, Insecta, Coleoptera, Chrysomelidae. Gene Ontology annotation, biological process: zinc ion transmembrane transport; intracellular zinc ion homeostasis. The record is from RefSeq and is a predicted model, not a curated record.
GGAGGGGAUGUUGCAUCCGUCACUCAAACCAUGCUGUUGUUUUGUUUAAUGUUCAAAGAAUGAGAAUGGUUCACACGACACUGAUAAGUAGAUGUGGUAUAAAAUGAGUGAGAUUUGAUUAGAUUUUUUAAUUUUCAUAUAUAUAAUUUGUCCGGCUCAGUCUCAGAGUAGAUUAGUCGGCAGAUUAUUCCUUUCCGGAAUUAAAUCGGUAUUUAAGUGAGUGUAGUGGAAUUUAUAUGUCGAUCAAAAUUCAAAAAUGGCACUUCUUGGAAACAGUUUCGUAUGCCUCUCGGACACAAACAGUACUCAAUUUGACGGUUCCUUCAAGGAAAUAGUUAAGGAAUUCGUACCAGGAUGGAUUUGUACUUUGGAAUACAUCCCAUGGUUAUGGGCCAUAUUUGGUUCCAUCCUUGUCGGACUCAGCGGAGUGUUGCCUCUCCUUGUCAUUCCAAUUGACCAAACUGACAAUCUAAAACAAGGAGGUGUCGUUAGAAUUGAUAACAUGCAUUUUUUAGGUGGACGCCACAGAUCCACUAGUGGUUUAUUAUUAUUAACUGGUCUCAUUGUGUUUGUGACUGCCGAAAAACUAUUCACUGUGAUAGAAAAAAUUGUAGAGAAAAAUGCAGUAACUACUCCUGAGAACAACAAUACCAAAGGCUUAAAGCCCCAAGAAUUCAAAAAAUCUGCCGUAAUUCUGUUUCCGUAUAACAACGAAACAUUUACCAUCCAUUUCAUUCUAGAGGCGAGAAGUUCCUGGAUUUUACCAUUCACUGCAGGGACGUUUCUUCAUAUCGCAUUGGUCACCGUUCUUCCUGACCUACUCAAAGAAGAAGACCCUAAGGAGUCCUUCAAACAACUAUUAGCUUUAAUAUUUGGAAUCAUUUUAAUGGCUACUAUUACAAAUGCCUUUGAAUAAGGAACAAAGAAGUGCUGUGUUGAUGAAGUUGCCAUAAAUUUUAUGAUAAUUCUUUAGUGAUAUAUUUUUUAAUGUAAAUAUGUAUUUUAACAGUAUUUUAUGUAAAGUUAAAAUAGCACGAGAUUUGAUAUUGAAGUGAUAGUCUCUGUAAUGUGAUUCAUUCUAAUAAAAUGUGAUUAUGAAAUGAAA